Molecule: messenger RNA, 815 nt
Organism: Chaetomium strumarium
Lineage: Eukaryota; Fungi; Ascomycota; Sordariomycetes; Sordariales; Chaetomiaceae
Product: translation protein SH3-like domain-containing protein
Exons: 4
Coding region: 207-689 (160 amino acids)
Biological process (GO): positive regulation of translational elongation; translational elongation; positive regulation of translational termination
Molecular function (GO): RNA binding; ribosome binding; translation elongation factor activity
Source: RefSeq, a predicted model, not a curated record
AAGUGAGGGGCUAACUCGGCGGGGAAACGCUAGGUGCCCUUUUUUCUUCGCUUGGGCGGUACUCAAAACCACACACUACAAAUUUCCUCCUGCCCACCCCUUCUCCUCCGGCCAGGUACCUUAACACUCCUGACCAUCCGACGUUCUCUUCCGCAUCACUCCCUCGGACUUUUCCUUCUCACGACCCAUUAUUUCCAUACUCCAAGAUGGCGGACGAGCACCACGAUUUCGAGCAUGAUGGCGGUGGUGACGCCGGCGCGUCCACCACCUACCCCAUGCAGUGCUCGGCCCUGCGCAAGAACGGCUUCGUCGUUAUCAAGGGCCGUCCCUGCAAGAUUGUCGACAUGUCCACCUCGAAGACCGGCAAGCACGGUCACGCCAAGGUCCAUCUCGUGGCUCUUGACAUUUUCACCGGCAAGAAGCUCGAAGAUCUUUGCCCUUCGACCCACAACAUGGACGUCCCGGUUGUGAAGAGGAGCGAAUAUGUCUUGAUCGACAUCUCGGACGACGGUUACCUCAGCCUGAUGACCGCUGAGGGUGAUACCAAGGACGAUGUUAAGAUGCCCGAGGGUGACGUCGGUGCGAAGAUCACCAAGCUCUUCAAGGAGGAAGAGAAGGAGACUAUUGUGACGAUCCAGACCGCCAUGGGUGAGGAGGCGGCCGUCGACGCGAAGGAGGGCACCAAAUAAGGGGUGUCGCGCGAGAUCCUCCGGGGGUGGGAAGAGCCGCCGGGAUAUGCAGUGGACCGGUUCCUGCCCGGCUAUAGCAAUACGACACCCGUGGUCGCUAGGUCUUUCUUGCCGGUUGACUUAUCG